Beta vulgaris subsp. vulgaris (sugar beet) is the source of this 725-nucleotide messenger RNA. RefSeq lists its product as uncharacterized. The record is from RefSeq and is a predicted model, not a curated record. The transcript has 2 exons. NCBI's taxonomy places the organism in Eukaryota, Viridiplantae, Streptophyta, Magnoliopsida, Caryophyllales, Amaranthaceae. The coding region runs from base 326 to 718 and encodes 130 amino acids.
UUUAUAUUCAUUUAAAAUAUUUUCAGAAGGUUUAGAAAAUUUUAUAGUUGCUGGAAAUUCAGAAAGUUAAUAUUUUAAGGUUUUUAAUGGUUUUUAAUCACUAGAAUAGUUUAUCUAUACUAGGGAUUAAAAAUAAUGAGAGUUUAAAUUAUAAAAACGAUUUUUAAAGAAGUUUAGAAGGGUUUGGGACGUUUUAAAGUUGCUGUAUUUUUUUUAGUACAAGUAUUUACUCGAUUUCUUGGUUGUUUUAGGCGGAGAAUUCACUGUAGGGGACUUUUAGUGCUUAAAAGUGGCCUACCGUUACGUUUAUACGAGCUCUACUAUUAUGGCUGCAAAUUUAGGAAACUACUUUAACCCUAUCGUCCUGACUGACGAUGAAGACGACGACCAUCAUCCACCCAUUGACCAUAGAGAAUAUGAAGAACUGCAUUGGAUAAUGCGUCGCAUCUUGAGGAGACACUAUGCUAGGGAUGAUGAAGUCAUCAUAGAAAUGGAUCAUGCUAGAGGAACUACCAGGGAAGACAUAUAUGAUGCAUGUAUGAGGGUGGAAUCUGAACCUGAGGAAGAUUUGGACACCAUACCUACUAGGCAGUCUAAGAUCAAGAGGAAAUUCGUUGACUACUAUGAGACUGACGAAGAGGACGAAGUUAGUGAUGAAGACUUUGUACCUCAACAAUAUAAGGAAGAUAAGGACAAGGAUGGCAGUGUAGUGCCAUAGGUUAUAA